Micropterus salmoides (largemouth bass) is the source of this 2696-nucleotide messenger RNA. Its product is annotated as interferon regulatory factor 6-like. Gene Ontology annotation, biological process: regulation of transcription by RNA polymerase II; immune system process. Lineage: Eukaryota; Metazoa; Chordata; Actinopteri; Centrarchiformes; Centrarchidae. Gene Ontology annotation, cellular component: nucleus. Gene Ontology annotation, molecular function: protein binding; RNA polymerase II cis-regulatory region sequence-specific DNA binding; DNA-binding transcription factor activity, RNA polymerase II-specific. The record is from RefSeq and is a predicted model, not a curated record.
UCUCGUUGCGUCACGCGGACUCGGGUCUGAUCUGAGUUCCGGUUCAGUCUGAAGUUUGUGAGCAGCUCGUUUCUGACGGCGGGUGUUGCUUUGUUUGUUUGUUUGUUUGUUUGUUGACGUCACUGUGACGCUGCGGACGGUUAAACCCGGAAACCGCGGCUGUUUAACGACCUACGGAGCGGAGAGUCACCGGCAGGACCGGGACCCGAACCAGGAACAGCAGGUGAAGAGGAGCUGAUCCAGAUCCGGUCCAGGAUCAUCUGGUUACCUUUAUAAACACACUCCUUGUUCCACAACGAACACACCUGGACCCUGGACUGCUGGUUCUGUCCUCUGGUCUCUCCUGUUUUAACUCCUCCCCCGCUCACAGAGCUCCCAGUCCCCUCCGGGCCCCACCAGGACCCACAGCCAUGAGCGUCCAGACCCGGAGGAUCCGCCUGAAGCCCUGGUUGUUGGCUCAGGUGAACAGCGGCAGGUAUCCCGGUCUACAGUGGCUCAGUGCAGAACACAGACUCUUCCAGAUCCCCUGGAGACACGCCACGCGCCACACGCCCGCGUCAGACGAGGAAAACACCAUCUUCAAGGCGUGGGCUCUGGAGACGGGUAAGUAUCAGGAAGGCGUGGAUGAACCCGACCCUGCGAAGUGGAAAGCGAACCUUCGCUGCGCUCUGAACAAAAGCAGAGAGUUCCAGCUGAAAUACGACGGCACCAAAGAGACGCCGGUCCAACCGUACAAGAUCUACGAGGUCUGUGAGCAGCCCGCCAACACAGAUGGUGGUGAAGAUGAUGAAGAGGAGAUGCCGAACCUGAUGGAGCUCACCAUCAACCCCAGGACCAGUGAGACCCCGUCCUUCAGCUCCUUCCCAGCUCACGCAGAGGUGAAUCAGUUCAGUCUGUCCACCAACGGGACGUUUGGACCUCCACAUGUGAUCCCGGUACCGCUCGUCCCAGACAGAGUCGUCCCCAUGCCCUCUGAUCUCCUGGCUCGGGGUCAGAUGGUGGAUCAGGGGAGCUUCGUCCAUCCGGGCGGACUCUCUAAUGGACCCCAGGACCUGGAUUCUCUGCCCCCACCGGCUGCUUCUGCUCCCCCCGUGUCAGCCCUGAUGGAGACCGGCGGCAUGGGGGAUGUAGAGAACCAGGGGGACCCUCAGAACCACCAACCCUGCAAAUACGACCUGCUGAGCAGCGUCCCAUUAACAGAUCUGGACCUGAAGUUCCAGUACCGGGGCCGGACCACGGGCUCUCUGACUGUCAGUAACCCUCAGGGCUGCCGUUUGUACUACGGACACCUGGAGCCGACCCCGGAGCAGGUGGAGCUGUUCGGACCAGUCACCCUGCAGCAGGUCUUGUUCCCGGGGACGUCUGAGAUCCAGAACCAGAAGCAGCGGUUCUACACAGAGGCCCUGCUGGACGUGAUGGACCGCGGUCUGAUCCUGGAGAUCUGGGAGCAGGACAUCUACGCCAUCCGCCUUUGUCAGUGUAAGGUGUUCUGGUCCGGACCGGGCAUGCCUGAACAGGGUCUACCAAACCCCAUGGAGAGGGAGAAGAAGAUCAAAGUGUUUAGCCUCAACGAGUUCCUGCAAGGACUGAUCCUGUUCCAGAGGGGGGAAGCUCAGAACCCUCCCUUCGAGAUCUACUUCUGUUUCGGGGAGGACUGGCCCGACAAGAAACCCAAAGAGAAAAAACUCAUCAUCGUGCAGGUGGUUCCUGUGGUGGCUCGAAUCCUGACGGAGAUGUUCUCUGGAGAACUCAGCUGGUCCACAGAUAGCAUCCGGCUGCAGAUCUCAAACCCUGAUGUAAAGGACCAGACGGUGGAGCAGUUCAAGGAGCUGCAGAGGCUCCUGCAGAGCCAACAGAUCCAGGGGCCCUGGACCCCCAACAUACCCUGAACACCAGGACGGCUGUCCUGCCUCAUCAUCAUCACCACCAGCUCAGGACUCAGACCAGCACAGUUCCAGUCCUCUCCAGGUGUUUCAACACUGAAACGAUCCUCUAACGGACCUUUACCCUGGACUCUACAGCCCUGAUGAGUCCAGAACCUUUAACAGAACAUGUAAAGAUUCUUUUCAGCAUCGGCUCAAACUCAAACAAACAGGACAGCAGUUUUUUCUUUGUAGCUCAUUUUAAGAGAAGUGAAAAUGAAUCCAACGGCUGCAGGGCGCUCCGCCCCGAGUCCGCCGCGACGGCUGCAGGGCGCUCCGCCCCGAGUCCGCCGCGACGGCUGCAGGGCGCUCCGCCCCGAGUCCGCCGCGACGGCUGCAGGGCGCUCCGCCCCGUGUCCGCCGCGACGGCUGCAGGGCGCUCCGCCCCGAGUCCGCCGCGACGGCUGCAGGGCGGGCGGUCCGUCUUGUGUUCGCACCGACCCCCUUCAGACCUGGACUGCACUGUAAAAGAUUGAGGUUACACGGAUCACGUGGGUGUCUUCGUCCUGAAGGUUGGCUGCAGGUUUAAUGUUCCGUUUUGUUUGACAGCCCUUCAUGAGCGCUCGGACGUUCCCGAUGUCUCGGACUUUGGAAGACCUCCACGUGAUCCGUCUAACUCUGCUGAAGCCUGAUGUUGGCUUGUUGGAUUAAAUCAGAUUGUAAAACCCAAAUCUGUCCGUUAACCUGUGACACGUUCAGUGACCACGAACACGUCGCUGUUUCAAACUGUUGUAGAUCAUUUCAAUAAACUCUGCUGCAGUGUUCUUUCUUACA